AGGUACACCGCGGGAAGGAAAGCCCGCUUUUUAUCGCCUAGCAAGGAGUUCUUCUUCGUGUUUGCGACCCAUAAACAUAGCUCAACUUUUCACAAACGCAACACCCGCGCGAGGGACAACCAUUUAAGUUUAAGCCUCCGAUCGAUCGAGCGAGCGAGCGAGCGAGGGAAAGAUAAACCCUAAUGUUCGAAUCGUAACACCUCCCAAUUCUCCCUUCAUUUUCCCUCCACCGUUAUUUUCUAUUUCAUUUUCCCUCCACCUGCUUCCGCUUCGAUUUCCGUACCAUCGCUUCCACACCUUAUGGCGACCGAAUCCGGCGCGAACGGUCCUUCGUCCAGUUCCGCGGAAUCUUUCAUUGGUUGCUUCAUAAGCUUGAUUUCCAAGUGCGAGAUUCGCUACGAAGGCGUUCUCUAUUUCCUUAACAUUCAAGAUUCCACCAUCGGCUUGAAGAACGUUAGAUCCUAUGGAACAGAGGGGAGAAAAAAAGAUGGUCCACAAGUUCCUUCAAGUGAUAAGGUUUAUGAAUACAUUCUUUUCCGAGGAAAUGAUAUUAAGAAUUUGCAGAUCAAAUCACCCACCCCAUCUUCCAAAUCAGAAGAGCAGGUUUUUAGUGAUCCAGCUGUUAUUCAGUCAGAAUAUUCUGGGUUGCGAAGUUCUCCAGUGGGUGAGCUGCCAAGUUCUCCAGUGGCUGGGUUGCUAAGUUCUCCAGUGGCCUCAGUUGGUGGCAGAAGUUUGACAGAAUCAAUUCAAAGGCAAGAUAGCCCUGCAAUAUCCAGUAAAGCCUUUCCUUCUGGGUUGCCUUCUCAUCAGUCUGUAACUCAGCUGGGACCUUCAAAUUUAUCUGAUGCUACUCAAGUUGCUAGUCAUCCAUCUUUUUCUGCAGCAAUGUAUUGGCAAGGUCCCAGUGGGAUAUCUAGCAGUAGUUAUCAUUCUCUGCUACAGUCUAGUUCUCUUCACCCCACAUCACUGGCAGCAUCCUUAGUUGUGCAGAAUCAGAUGCAAAAUGCAGAAACUCAGGUACCUAUAAACGGGGGAUGGACAGGUUUAUCAGAGUAUGGUCUACCUGUAUCUUCUGCCAUGACUUCUCUUGUAAAUCAGACUCAUUCACCUUCUCUUACCUCUUUAAAAAAUUCUGAUUCUCUUGAUAUUCCAUCCCUUUUGUCUACUAAGACACCUGUGUCAUAUUCUCCAUCCAUGACUUUUGAUGGAUCAAACAUGCCUCAGUUUUCUUCAACACUCCAAGACAUAAAUUCUAUUCAAGCUCAAAUAUCUGGAAACAUUUGUCCUGACCCAAGGCCAAUUCAUCCUCAACAUUCUGUCCAUCGUUCUGCUCCUUCAUAUGUAGAUUCUACUUCAGGUUCCUUGCCAACAGCAACUUCUUUGUUAACCCCGGAUCAAUUUGCCUAUCCUAGAGAACAGUUAUUGUCUUUAUCACAUUUAAACCCUACUCAGAAGGACAUGGGUUCUCUGACUCUAACAUCCUCUGGUUCCUCUGCAUUAAUUCCUUCUCCAGCAUCUCAGGCACCAUUGCUUCCACUACCAACUUCAGUGCAAAAGCCUCCAUACACAGCUCCACAAUACACUGAGGAGUUUGAUUUUGAGGCCAUGAAUGAAAAGUUCAAAAAAGAUGAAGUAUGGGGUUCUCUUGGAAAGACAACUACAAAAAUAGAGGGAGUGGCGAAUAAUGCUUCUCUCAGUUUGGGUGACAGAGAAUGUCAUGGGGUGAUACCAAACCCUAAGACUGCAUACAAGAAAGAUGACUUUUUUGAUACAAUUUCUUGCAACUCUUUGACUCAUGGAUCAAGGAAUGGACAAAAUCGUUUCUCUGAGAGAAUGAAACAGGAUACUGAGACAUUUGGCAAUUUCCAGCAGAGGCCUAAUUUUACUAAUGGUGGUUAUGGUGCUGGACGGGGUGCUAAUUUCAGGGGCUCAAAUAAUUGGGGAAGGGGUUAUGGCUACAAUGGGAGAGGGCGUGGUCCAAACUUUCCUUUCUAGUGGUGUCCAGAUUUUCUGUUUUACUCCUGUCUUCCAAAGCUCCCCGCCAAUUUUGCCAAUGUUUGCUGUGUUAUCUUUUGGCUUUAUGUCAAUGAUGUUAACAUGCUUUUGGAACUUUGAUGCCUGGAUGCUAGAAUGUCAAACUUACAAAUGACUGCCAUGUUCAUGUUUUUUUUGGGCUCAUGAGCUGGUCUUUUUGACGUUUCAAGUAAUUACUGUCCAUAAUUCUCUAUAGCAAUCAGUGCCAGAUGAACUCCUUACUGUUA
Glycine soja is the source of this 2261-nucleotide messenger RNA. RefSeq names its product decapping 5-like protein. Gene Ontology annotation, molecular function: mRNA binding. Bases 301 to 1995 code for a protein of 564 amino acids. The transcript has 7 exons. Lineage: Eukaryota; Viridiplantae; Streptophyta; Magnoliopsida; Fabales; Fabaceae. Gene Ontology annotation, cellular component: P-body. The record is from RefSeq and is a predicted model, not a curated record. Gene Ontology annotation, biological process: P-body assembly; cytoplasmic stress granule assembly.